GCCACCGCCAGGACAAGCAGCAUGUAAAGACGCCGAGACCCACACACUGCGCUAUGACUUCACAGCCCGGUUUCCGGAGGACUCUUGGAUGCCCCUGUCCCCGAUCCUAGUAUACGCUGACGAUGAGCUCUUCCUGCGCUACAAGGGGGACAGCAGAAGAGCAGAGGCCGUGGGGCCCAAGAUCAAGGGACACACAGGAGCUGAGAACUGGGCAAGAAAGACUGAGGAUCUGCAGAGAAAGAAGGAGCAACUCAGGAGGAUGCUGGCUGCGGCCACAAAGCAGCUGGGCCAGGAGACGGGCCUUCACACCCUCCAGGAAACCUUGAGCUGUGAGCUUCAGGGAAACCAGAGCACUGGAGGCUUCUGGCGCCUGGGCUACGAUGGGCAAGACUCCCUCACCUUUGACCAGAAGACUCUCAGAUGGACAAUGACUGUGCCCUCCACCCAGCAGACCAAGGUGUUCUGGGAGACACAUGCACCCAGAGCUGAUGAAUUUAAGACUUUCUUGGAGGACAUAUGUCCUGCUCAGCUCCAGGGAUAUCUGGCUUUCUUGAAGAACUUUCCACCGGAUACAGGCCUCCCGGAGGUGAAGGUGACCAACAGGACAUACCCAGUGGGCAGGAUCACCCUGACAUGCUGGGCUUUUAAUCUGUAUUCUCGUGAGGCCACCCUGGCCUGGCUUCAGGAUGGGAAGCAGGCACAGCAGCGUACCUUUGGGCCCGGGACCAUCCUGCCCAGUGGGGACGGCACCUACCAGACCUGGGUGUCCAUUUGGGUUCUUCCUGGACAGGAACCAGAGUUCACCUGCCGCCUGAGACACCAAACCCAUGACAUCAAGGUCCCUGCUGCCCCUGAGGGACUAACAAUUGGAGGCCCCAGUAAGAUCAAGACUCCCAACCCAUAUUCUGAAGCCAGACCUUCACUCCAGGACUCCAAUGCUGCCUUGGAAGGGCCCUUAAUGCCCCGGAGGAGCAGCGAAGUUUCCCCCAGCCAGCCUUCACCCAGACGUGCAGAGCUCUGCCAAGGCGCCUUCCUCUGGCCUGCAUCACCAGCUACAGAGCACGAAACUGUGGAUCUGUGAACAUCUGAACAUCUCGUGUUCAGAGCCCUUGUUCCUCCAACAGGAGGGUGGAACACACGGUAGGUGUUCAGUAAAUAAUACAGGAUGUUGUUUAAAUCAGCAUUGCCUCCAGCUCAAACCUGAAUCUCCCCCACAAAAUUCUCCCCCACAAAGUAAGGAUUCUCUUGAGAACCAGGAAAUACGUCUGCCCCAACUUCUGGAUCAGAUUCAGGACCCGAAGACCCAACGUGGAGAAGUUCCUGUUCAAGCAGCAGUUAACCUCCUUCCAGAACCUGCACAAGCCCCGUUCCUGAAGUAGUGAGCAAGGGGGUCAGGUGAAACCCGAAAGCUCCCUGGUCUCUGGGUCUGAAGAGAGCAGGGAGACGACGGGCGGAGUACCCAGGAGCCCCCGGGGUGGGACGGCAGGAAUGGGGAUUUGAACAGUAGGAAGCGUGUGAGCUGUGAAUUAGGAACCGCGGGCAGAUUCAUCCAAAGACUCCACAUUCCUGGACUGAAAAUGCUUAUGGCUUUUUGUUUGUUUGUUUGAAUGUGUAUGAGUGUUUUGCCUGCAAGGGUGAGUGUAGGUGCACCACAGGUGUAUGCCUGGUGCCCACGAAGUUGAGGACAUUGGAUCCCCUGGAACUGGGGUUGCAGAUGGCUCUGAGCUGCCAU
Messenger RNA from Peromyscus leucopus (white-footed mouse), 1732 nucleotides. Its product is annotated as zinc-alpha-2-glycoprotein-like. Lineage: Eukaryota; Metazoa; Chordata; Mammalia; Rodentia; Cricetidae. Gene Ontology annotation, cellular component: external side of plasma membrane. The record is from RefSeq and is a predicted model, not a curated record. Gene Ontology annotation, biological process: antigen processing and presentation of endogenous peptide antigen via MHC class I via ER pathway, TAP-independent; positive regulation of T cell mediated cytotoxicity; antigen processing and presentation of endogenous peptide antigen via MHC class Ib. The transcript is spliced from 7 exons. The coding region runs from base 89 to 1081 and encodes 330 amino acids.